Molecule: messenger RNA, 1414 nt
Organism: Habropoda laboriosa
Lineage: Eukaryota; Metazoa; Arthropoda; Insecta; Hymenoptera; Apidae
Product: mite allergen Der f 3-like
Exons: 8
Biological process (GO): proteolysis
Molecular function (GO): serine-type endopeptidase activity
Source: RefSeq, a predicted model, not a curated record
CUCGAAUCAGGCUUCCCUGGAAGCCAGAUAGUUGGCGGCAAAGACGCUCCAGUUGGUAAGUUUCCCUACCAAGUGUCUCUGAGAUACAAUGGAAACCACUUCUGCGGUGGAUCCAUCUUGAGUCAGCGUGACAUCCUCACUGCUGCUCACUGCGUCGAAGGACUGAAGAACGUGAAAGAUAUCACUGUUCACGUUGGAACAACCCAACUGAAAUCAGGUGGAGAAUCCUACGGAGUGCAGAAAAUCGUCGCACAUAGCGGGUUCAGUUCGACCCGCCUUGUUAACGACGUUGCUGUGAUUCGCGUGGACAGGGACAUCAAGUUCAGCAACUUGGUGAAACCAAUCAGUUUGGCUACCAGCGGCACCUUCGAAGGAUCACCAUGCGUCUUGACUGGAUGGGGAACCACACGUGUGGGAGGAAAUGUACCAAACAACUUACAAAUGAUCGACUUGGUCAUUGAAACCCAGGCAAAAUGCAAGAAGGCCCACUGGAGAGUGCGGGAUUCACACAUUUGCACUUACACUAAAGUCGGCGAAGGUGCAUGCAACGUAUCAAUCAAUUACAGUAUUCCGAUACAUCUCAACAUGUACACGCUGACCCUUCCGAUUGUACUCUGCCUUGCAGUCGCAGCUUAUGGCUUCCCUGGAAGCCAGAUAGUUGGCGGCAAAGACGCUCCAGUUGGUGAGUUUCCCUACCAAGUGUCUUUGAGAAAAAAUGGAAACCACUUCUGCGGUGGAUCCAUCUUGAGUCAGCAUGACAUCCUCACUGCUGCUCACUGCGUCCAAGGACUGAAGAACGUGAAAGAUAUCACUGUUCACGUUGGAACAACCCAACUGAAAUCAGGUGGAGAAUCCUACGGAGUGCAGAAAAUCGUCGCACAUAGCGGGUUCAGUAUGACCAGCCUCCUUAACGACGUUGCUGUGAUUCGCGUGGACAGGAACAUCAAGUUCAGCAACUUGGUGAAACCAAUCAGUUUGGCUACCAGCGGCACCUUCGAAGGAUCACCAUGCGUCUUGACUGGAUGGGGAACCACACGUGUGGGAGGAAAUGUACCAAACAACUUACAAAUGAUCGACUUGGUCAUUGAAACCCAGGCAAAAUGCAAGAAGGCCCACUGGAGAGUGCGGGAUUCACACAUUUGCACUUACACUAAAGUCGGCGAAGGUGCAUGCAACGGUGACUCUGGCGGUCCUCUCGUUGUCCACGGCGUCCAAGUUGGUAUCGUUUCCUUCGGCCAACCUUGUGCUGUCGGCAAACCUGACGUAUACACAAGAGUAUCGUCCUUCGUAUCUUGGAUCAAGAACCAGCAAAGCUUCCUGAGCCAGGACCUCGAAGUGGCGCCACAAGACGCGAUCUACAUUGCUUAAGCCUGCUCCUAUAACUUUUCCCUCGCAAAUUAUUCAGAAUAAUUCA